AUCAACCUGUCACCAUGGCAACAUGAUGUUCUUUCAUUUUUAACCAAUAUUUACCCCACAAACAAACAUGGCAGAAAAGAAAAGGAAUCCAAACUGGACAGAGGCAGAGAAAGUAAUCCUGUUACAGGAAUAUGCAAAGCGAAAAUACAUUUUAACCAGCAGGUUUAAUCCUGGGGUGACAUCUGCCCUGAAACAAAAACACUGGGAAGAAAUAACAGAAUCUGUUAACACAAGAAACACUACAGUGAAAAGAACCCUUCAGGAAGUUAAAAAGAAAUAUGAAAAUUUGUCCUCAGCAGCAAAAAAAGAAUAUGGGGAAUUUAAAAGGGGAUCUAGAAAAAGAGCUCGACUUGGACCCUCACAAACAACUGCACAAUCAACAGCAACCUCUAUAUCUGAUUCCCUGGGACUUUCUCCAGGAAUCAUAGCUGUACCCACCUACACCCCCCCUCCUGGUCCAAACGAGGGGCCUGUUCAACAGCCUCCACAGGUCUGGCCAGGCCCACGACUUCCUUCACUGGGUUCACAUUCCCCACUGGACUUACAGAACACCCACAAAGUGGAGGAGUUUGGCAACCUUCGUGAGGAACUGGAUGGGAUCCGUACAGCCAUUACUACCUGUGGAGACAGAAUAGUGUCAGCCUUAGAUCCCAUCGCCUCCUCCCUCCGGGAGCUCACCCAACAUCUCAGCUCCCUGGUGGAGGUGAUGGCAGGCCAGCCCAGGCGGACAUUCAGCCACGCAGAUUGCCAGACCAUUGAGGAGGACCUUGGGGAGCAACAACUGGUUGAGUCUAAAAUUGAGGAGUCCUCCCCACCCUGUACUGAUUCAUCUCUCUGCCAGACAAGCAAAUGGCUGUAAAGAGUUAUGGCCAAUGUUUGUACACCUAUUGAUAAGCCAAGACUGUUUAGCAUUUUUAAAUACUACAAUGUAUUUCUGCCUUAUUUAUGAAUCUAUUUAUGACUGCUGUUUACCUAUAUAUACACACCGCUUAUACUAUACUGUAUCUUUAGUGUGAGGCCUUGUGAUUUCCUUAUCCUGCUUCACAGAAGGUGCUCUGGUUUAACGUGUGCACUUGGUACAUUUAAAAUUGGCAAAUAUUGUGUAUUGGUACCAGAAUCACAAUUUCAGAAAUUAAUGUUUUACUGAAGAAUCAAAGACUGAAAACAGCAAGAAAAAGCUGACUAAAUUCUAUUCUUAAUGUUGAGUCCGCUGCAGAAUCAAUUGACCGCUUCAGUUAUUGUCUGUGGAAACAUCCUAGACCACCUUAAACAUUUAAAAGCAGUGCAUGCACAGCAUGUCAGGUCUUUAACAGCCAUGUGCUGUAAUGCCCAUCCUCUCUUAAAGGAGACAGAGAUAACAAAAAAAAUCCAGGAAGUUUCGGGAUUGUGACCAUUCUUGACAGCAAAAUAGAAAACAUAACUAGUUUCUUCGCAACAUAUUAUUUGCUUUUACAAGAGCUCUUAAAUCCGAGACACAACUGCAACUCGACCGGAGCAAAGAGGCAGUGACAAGGCAAACAGUGCAGUAUCAGCCACUGAUUUGUUUUUGCCUAUAACUAUAAUAUCCUUUUUGUAAGUGUCCUAGUGCCAGCGGGAAGCAAUAUGAUUGUUGAAACACUUUUAAGGAAAGACAGAUUGAUAAUCAUCCAAGUGUUUCAGAAACGGUGCAAGUUUUAAGUUUUCAGACGGUCAUGACAGCCUGUGUGCUGGUGCAGCAUCACAGACUAAUAAACUGCAAUUAUUCAGUAGUAACAAACAGCUUAAGGUACCUGUGUUCAUACAUCAUUUACAAAUGUAUUUUCCAAUGAUAGUGUAGCUCUAGGUCAACCAUGAACCCUUAGCAUUAUUAAAGUUAAAACACAUUUGUCCUAAUAUGUAGAGAUCCUAGAAAAUACAUAUAUAUUGGAUAUUUAACAGCUGACUGCAGGUUGAAAACGUGGGAACUGAUGUUUAGGUCCAACUAAAGCCACAUCCUUGUACUGAUUCUUGUGCUUUAAUGUCCGACAUAGCGGUUUGCAAAAUUGCACCUGGAAAUCUCAAAAGAAGCACCUAAACAGUUCAAGGUUUGAUCCUAAAGUAGAGGAAUCUGGAUGCAUUCAACAAUGUUAUUUGUCUAGGGCCCAGGAAUGGUAAAAUGCUUUGUCAGCAGCAAUAGCUCUAACAUUCUUUAUAAUCCUUCACUAUUUAAUGUUCUGGAAACCAAAAUUAAAAAGCAUUGGUCGGAGAGUCUGUUUGGAACUCUGAAUAAUAGAUAAGAACAUUGUAACAGCAAAGUGAUAUCCUCAGAAUAAGAAACUGAAAUAAGUAAAGAUGUCAGAAAACCAGGUGUCAUAUGUUAUUUUAUCCUUGCUGACCCGGUGACCAGACAAUUCUCAGGGUAUACUCUAAGAAUAAGACAGCAUAAGCAUUGGGACAAUAGUGUAUAGAUGUCUAGCUCCCAAUACAAACACACAGAGCACACAAUCUGCACCCAGGUGCACGCUUCAGCCUGCACACUCUUGAAGCGAAGCAGCAGUGCCAGUAACAGUGCUUCUUCUCACCAUUCGGUAUAAUCAGGUUUGUUCAGCACAGGCUCUGAAGCCCUGAAGCUACAGUAUCAAAGGUUUGCAUCCUCUAAAAGAUUACUGUAAAGGAAUACAGAGACGCAUUGGUAAAAGCAGUGUCUUAGUCCUGUAUUUGUACAGGUCACUACUGGUCAAGUACAAAGCGAGGGAGCAGUACUGCACUGUGGACCACUCCAGAAGCAAAGUCACAGGGAGGCAGAAGGGGGCACAGGUGAUAAUUGCCUCUUGGUUUUUUAACUGAGGAAUCAGCUUUCUGUGUGCGAUUCAAGGUAGAUAAUACUACACCAAUCAGUAGAGCAGAGAAAGUGCACACACACCAGGAAAUAUAGCUUUCUAAAUUGAGCUUUUACUAGGGCUUGUGUCUGGACAUGCCUAAUAGGUCAUAAAAGUUCCAUUUAGGAGCAUUUUGCUUUGUGUUUUCACACUUCUUUCAACAGGAUAUAUUGUUUGGUACAUCACCCUUGAAAAGUGUUUUGAGAAUUCCCUUAAUUGUAAAACACCAAUCAAUGCUACAGAAUGCUGGCAGAAGAUUUAUGCAUUCAAUACACUGCUUGAAGAGCAUGUUGUUUUUCUCAAUCUUUCUACCUAAAUGAGCAAGCCGUGUGGAAAUACAACAAACAAGUCUGGAAAUGGUCACGUGGCAUAGGAGGAACUAUUUCAACUGUCAGAAGGGCAGGCAUCAGGAAACUUCCCUGAUUAAAUCCCACAGCAUAUGGAGAAGUACUGUACAUACAGCCAUGGCCAAAGGUUGUGCAUCACUCUAUGAAAUUAACCAAUUUUGCUUCAUAAAGGUAAAUGAAACCUGCUGAAUAAUGUUGC
Acipenser ruthenus (sterlet) is the source of this 3383-nucleotide messenger RNA. RefSeq lists its product as uncharacterized. The record is from RefSeq and is a predicted model, not a curated record. NCBI's taxonomy places the organism in Eukaryota, Metazoa, Chordata, Actinopteri, Acipenseriformes, Acipenseridae. The transcript has 2 exons. Gene Ontology annotation, cellular component: nucleus. Bases 68 to 859 code for a protein of 263 amino acids.